Molecule: messenger RNA, 1253 nt
Organism: Paraphaeosphaeria sporulosa
Lineage: Eukaryota; Fungi; Ascomycota; Dothideomycetes; Pleosporales; Didymosphaeriaceae
Product: acyl-CoA N-acyltransferase
Exons: 1
Coding region: 330-986 (218 amino acids)
Cellular component (GO): nucleus
Molecular function (GO): histone H4 acetyltransferase activity; histone H2A acetyltransferase activity; protein N-terminal-serine acetyltransferase activity
Source: RefSeq, a predicted model, not a curated record
CCGCCAUCCGGGCCAACGACGGCGCAAUGCCGCAACAAGAGAGCGCAAGACAACAACGCGCAAUCUUGGAGUGUACGCAGAUACAACCGCCGAGCGCCGCGAAGAGCGUGCUGAUUACACAUAUCCAAAGAUUGUGUUUCCCGAUAACGACGACGAGCUAAAGGCAGACCCCGCCGCAUUCGCGUGGCAAGAAACGCUCAAAGACCAACCAGGGAAGAAAAAGCGAAAGCUGAAGCAUCCAGUAUACAGACGCGAUUACCAAGCCGCCCCCAGACCUCGCGACCUAGAAAAGUUCUCUCUCGUCCGAGGUCCUCAUCUUCGUCGAUCCCAUGACUUCGCCAGAACGGUUCACUCGAGAAUGGGACGAUGAUGUCCUUGCAGCGGUAUGGGAGCACACCCAGAAACAUGGGCAGUUGAAAGAUCUGGGCGGUGGAUACAAGCUCGAGCUGCGCCCUUCGACCAAGCUCUCGCACUCAGAUCGCGGCGCUUGCCUUGACAUCGUGCGUCAUACCUCAAUGGCAGCGUACAAGGCUUCCCGAAUGGGCUGGCACACCCCUUCGAAGCGGACCGAGAUGGCAAACAAAGACAUGGCAUACAUCCUCGUUCGUGCUACGGAUGGCACCCGAGAUGCUUUUGGUCCCGGAAUCGAUACGAACAUCGUCGGCUUCAUCUCCUUCAUGAUCGAUUAUGACGAUCCGCCGAACGACCAUCGACAAGUCGUAUACAUCUUCGAGAUACACUUGGCAGAGAGGCUUCGUGGUAAAGGCUUGGGCAAGUGGCUCAUGUUCACGGUUGAAGCCAUGGCGCAGUCUGUCACGAUCAAGAAGACGAUGCUCACUGUUUUUGUUAGCAACAAAGCCGCCAUCCAAGCGUACAAGCGGAUGGGCUACGACAAGGACGAAGCUUCUCCGUCAGACAGGGAGACACGCGGCAGGAUCAUACCGUCGGAUUACUGGAUCAUGAGCAAGAGUUGGCAUGACAAAUGACACUGCGAUGACUGCUCAGCUUGCCUCGACCAAAUGCAAUAGUUUGGUGGCACAAAUGGUCUGAUGGCACAUGAAGUUAUGACAGUUGUAUAUGUUGGCGUUUCGGUAAGAUACCCUGGGAGGUCUGACUUUUCGCUCGAUUGAGCAGAUCUGUGUAGUCACACUACAAUGAUCGGAUAGCGCUUGCAUCUUGUAGCGUGACUGGAGAUCGCAAGUUCUCUGGCCACAAAUCAUCAUAUCUGUAAAUCUUUCCCCUUUCUCGUGAGU